CGCAGGUCCGCUGCUGACCUUCCUUCCGGGGUGGCCUCUGGCGGCAAGUAGCAACGAUGCAGCUGCCAGUCCACCCGCUCGCCACGAGCGCCGUCGGAGGAGGCGGGUUCUUGGCGGUUCUUCCCCGGUCCUUGCGUGAGCGGAGGGGGAGGACGUGUCGCAAGGUAGUCAGCUUCUCGUCGUCGGGGAAGGGGGGCGAGGAGUCGGCGGCGCCGGGCGAGACGCCGGAGGAGGCGCGGCGGCGGUUGGCGGAGCUCGACGCGCUGCUGGAGGGGCUGGUCGAGCCCAAGAUGCGGCCACCGAUGCCACCUCCUCCUCCAGACCUUUACAUGGACCGAGACAUGAUAACAGGCCGGGGGUCAACUGAUGAACUGCCGGAAUUCUCUCCAACAUAUGUGGCAUUCUCGACACUGGCACUUGUUAUCCUCACGAUAUUCACCAACGUCAUGUUCAAUUUGUACAUCAAACCUUCUGUCGAUGGCGUCGAUCAACCCGUAAGAAUUCAGAGAGUUCCUCUGGUAAAUCCAGCAGAUCGGCAAUUCGAGUAGCUUCUGCACAGGAUACAGUUCUAUUAUAUGUUUCCCAAGUGGAAUGGAUUUUUUUUUUGAAGAUGAAGUGGAAGGGAAUUGGAAUGUUUAAUUGUAUCACCUCACUCUAGCUUCGUAGUUACUAUCUCAAAUGAACUCUCCUGUGCAACACUGCAGAAGACCAAAAAAAUUGACACAUGUUGACUGGGAGCUCUGCCGUGUCUUGUAUGCACCUCCAUUUUCUUCUUUCAA
Setaria italica (foxtail millet) is the source of this 779-nucleotide messenger RNA. RefSeq lists its product as uncharacterized. Bases 57 to 548 code for a protein of 163 amino acids. The record is from RefSeq and is a predicted model, not a curated record. NCBI's taxonomy places the organism in Eukaryota, Viridiplantae, Streptophyta, Magnoliopsida, Poales, Poaceae. The transcript has 2 exons.